Messenger RNA from Cataglyphis hispanica, 1320 nucleotides. RefSeq names its product replication stress response regulator SDE2. The coding region runs from base 288 to 1175 and encodes 295 amino acids. Lineage: Eukaryota; Metazoa; Arthropoda; Insecta; Hymenoptera; Formicidae. The record is from RefSeq and is a predicted model, not a curated record. The transcript is spliced from 3 exons. Gene Ontology annotation, cellular component: nucleus.
UUUAUUGGAUAUCAGGUGCAGUAUAAAUCCUGCAUAAGGACAUAAAGAGCCAUUACAUUUAUCAUACGAGCCAAAUGAAUUUGUCAGAUGUCGGAUAGUAAACAUCAACAAAGCUAGUCAAAUGAUAGAUAUAUCAUUCUAAUUCUUAAUUUCGUGAUGUUGCAUCCUUAGACGAAAAUUCAGAAAGAGAAGUUCAGAAGUGUUCAGAUCAACUAAUAAAAGUUUAAACUAACUCGAUUAAUUUGAGAAUUUCGACUAAAAGCAAAUUUUGUACAAUUCAAGGAGCAAUGUUGAAUAUAAAGAUCGCAGGAGCAUCCGUGAAAUGCGUUAUUAACAAUGACACGCCGAUAGCACUGUAUGAAUUGUGGCAACGAGUCGAAGAAGAGACGGGGCUUUUACGUGAUCAAUAUUACAUCGUACAUAAUGGCCGACUUAUGCAGAAAGAUGAUAUUUGCACGAGUGGUUGCGCAACUAUUGUUCCAAGACUCCUGGGUGGCAAAGGUGGUUUCGGUUCUAUGUUACGGGCGAUAGGCGCGCAAAUAGAGAAGACUACGAAUCGCGAGGCUUGUAGGGAUCUGAGCGGUCGCAGAUUGCGUGACAUAAACGAGGAAAAAAGGUUGAAGGCUUGGAUCGAGAAACAGACCAAGAGACAUGACGAGGAAGCAGAGCGCAAGAAGAAGAAGCUUGAGAAAUUAUGCGCUGAACCGAGACAUGAGUUCAAAGAUCAGCGUUACGAACGGGAGAGAGCAGAGCUACCUGAGAAAGUCGAAGAUGCAGUUGAAGAAGGUUUCAAAGCUGCUACUGUGUCAGGCGUUAAAAGGAAAUUAGAAAAAGAUGUUCAACCAAAUAAACGCAAAACUAUAUUAGAUUUUGAGAUUGAUUCCGAAUUUGAGGAUACUUCAGAUGAUAGUGACAAUGAUGAUAGUGACAAGAGUGACAUAUUAGCUGCAAAAAAAAGCAAGACAGAGCAACAAACGUCGACUGACAGUGGGAAUUCCAGUGAUGAUACUGGAAAACUUGAUGAGAGCACCAAGAAAAUAGAAAGCGGGCAUUCCGAGUCGUCGAUUGUUAAUGAGAUAAACGAUAAAGUUUCGAGUAAUGAGACAGAUCCAAAAUGUAUUGUUGAUUCUACCAAGGACCAAAAUAUAGAUUCUAGAAAAGAAGCUACUGUUUAGAAAUAAUAAUUUGAAUCAGUUGUUUCUUAGCGUUACUCUUUACUAUAUUCCAUCAAACUGGAAUCCAUUUUCUGUGAUGAUCCAUACUAUUGCCAGAAAUGAAAUGACAAAUUCAGUAAAAGAUUUUGAAUAUAUAUAUAUAUAU